UGUUUAAAUAUAAUGGCGACAGGCAGGAGUUCUUUUGUUUGGAAGAGCCACUUUAUUGUUAAAAAAUAAGCAAGUUGCUGCCUCGGGUUGAAUGAUUUAAGCUGGUGAUUGAGGCCAAAUGAGAAGACAACUAAGAGAAAUUCAGGAGUGGAGGAAGCAUAGAGUGAGCAAGACAGAGAUAUGGCGGAGGCGGCGGUCUCAUUUGCGGUGGAGACACUGGGCAAUCUUGCGAUCCAGAAGGUGGCUUUCCUUCAAGGUGUGGAGGGACAGGUGAAUUGGCUGAAAGAUGAGUUGAAAAGGAUGCAGUCUUUCCUCAAAGACGCUGCCGAAAAGGGAGCUGACGACGAGAGGAUUCGUAACUGGAUAUCCGACAUCAGAGAGUUGGCUCAAGAAGCAGAAGACGUUGUUGACGCCUUCCUUCUCAAUGUUGAGAAUCCAAGAAGGAGCAGAGGGCUGCUGGGAAGGUGCGCUUGCUUCCCGCAACAUAUCUACCACCUCGAUAGGCUCGGACAAGAGAUAGAAUCCAUCCGGGUUCGGCUCCAAGCAAUCGAUGUAAGCCGCCAGCGGUACGGGAUUCAAGAUCUGGGUGGUGGGAUGAAUUUGUCGGGGAGAUCAGAAGAUGGAGGAAAGCGACAAUUGACUCCUUGGCAAAAAGACAAACACCUGGUGGGCUUGGAGAGAGAUGUUGAAAAGCUGAUAGAGAGAGCAGUUUUGGAGAAGUGGGAAGGGCUUUCCGUCGCCACUAUCGUCGGCAUGGGCGGCAUCGGGAAAUCCACUCUUGCGAGGGAAGUGUACAACCAUGCGGCCGUCGCUACUCGGUUUGACUGCCGCGCUUGGGCUGUCGUUUCCAGGGAAUUCAACCCCAGAGAGAUAAUCAAGAGUCUCAUGUUGCAGCUGGUGAAGCAAGAAAAACAGCGAGAGAUGCUGGAGAUCAUGGAGAAAUCGGACUUGCAAAAUGUGAAGAACAUGCUUCACCAAGAACUUGAGGGCAAACGAUAUUUCGUAGUUGUUGACGAUGUAUGGCAAGAUGAAGCUUGGGAAUCCUUGGCACCUGCUUUUCCAGAUGAAGAUAAAGCAAGUAGAUUGUUGCUCACAAGUCGCAUCCAGGGCAUUGCAAAGUAUGCUCGAUAUAAUCACAAGAUGAAUUUUCUAAACCUCGAUGAGAGCUGGGAAUUGUUCUUGAAGAAGGCAUUCAUUGACAACAUCAAUAGUAAAUGUCCACAACACUUGGAAGAUAUAGGGAGAGCUAUCGUGGAAAAGUGUGAUGGUCUACCAUUAGCAAUCACCGUCGUGGGAGGCCUGUUGGUGAAAAAGAGAGCGUCCAUGAGUGAAUGGCAGAAGGUUCUGAAAGGAUUGGAGUCUCAUUCGGGAAGCAGCGAAAUAUUACCAACUUUGGAAUUGAGUUACCACGAGUUACCUCCACAACUCAAGUCUUGCUUUUUGUGCUUAGGCUUCUUCAAGGAAGACUCUAUCAUCCGUGUAAGUAAGUUGGUGAAUCUGUGGAUUGCACAGGGCUUGAUCCAGCAAGAAGGUAUAGAAGGAGAAGAAAAGAUAACAAGGGAGGAGAUAGCAACAAGUUAUUUAGAUGAGUUGAUAAACCGAAACAUGGUUCAAGUGAAGGAGAUGAGCACAAGCGAUAGGGUUAAAACCUGUUACGUUCAUGAUCUUCUUCACGAUCUAUCCAUCAAAAAAGCAAAGGAAGAAAUAAGUUUUGAGAUCCUGAGGGAGGGGAGUUCUCGAUCCUUGGAUAAAGCCCGCCAUCUUGCUGUUUACUGUAGUGCAGAACGAUCCAUCUCGGGGAAUUCAAACACGCGUCUUCGCUCCCUUUUCAUCCGUGGAGUAGGCAUAGCUGAUGAAAUUCCAUCUUAUUGGAAGAGCUUUGGACGUCUUCGGGUACUUGACUUUGAAGAUUUUGAGGUGACAAAUUUGCCUGAUAGUAUUAGGGCACUGACUUGGUUGAGGUACUUGGGCUUAAGAAACACCAGUAUGAAGGAGCUCCCGAUGUCAUUGGGUUGCCUCAAAAACCUUGAGGUUCUUGAUAUAGCAAAAAACAAUGGCAUUGAAGUGCCGAAUGUUAUAUGGAAACUGGCUAAGUUGCGCUGUCUUUACAUGUCCCAGAUCAAGUGCAAGCUGCCAUUGAGAAUGGACACUUUGAAGAAUCUUCAGACUCUUAAAUACAUCCCAUCGCAUAAUUGGUCGCCAGAGCAUGCAACUCAGUUAACCAGUCUUUACAUCUUGAGCAUAGACCUAGGGGAGAACUUAGAUAUAGGCGAGCUUUGUACUUCAUUGGCUAAGAUGGAGAAUCUCGUCUCUCUACGUCUAAUUGGUUCAAUGGAACGAAAUGUUCGAUCCCUGGAUCAACUGGCAAAUCUUAACCGUCUCAGCAAACUUAAGAUAAAUUACCGUGUGGGCAAGUUACCUAGUGCUAGUAAUUUCCCUCCCUAUCUUUCUUACUUGAAAUUGUAUUCGUCCUUUCUCCGUGAAGACCCGAUGCCAGUGUUGCAGCAGCUUCCACAAUUACUGUACCUCAAUUUGGUUCUUGAUUCAUAUGUAGGUCAUGAAAUGGUAAUUUCACGAGAUGGGUUCCCCAGGCUGAGAGUCCUCUCUCUCAAUAGCCUCAGUAUGUUGAAGAAUAUACAGCUGGAGAGAAGUGCUAUGUUGGAGCUGAAUCGUCUGGAGAUCAUCGGUUGCCCUCUUCUGGAGAGCCUCCCGGAAGAGUUGAGAUUCAUGACUAAUCUAAAAGAACUGAAGUUGGAGACGACCCCACAACUUGCAUCUAAGCUCCAAGGUGUCAACUCGCACAUCAUCUCCAACAUACCAUCUGUUGAGUUGAUUAUAUCAGAAUGGCAUGGACCUUCCACAGAACUAGCGUUAACCGCCGCCUUACUCUUCAUUCGUGGAAUCCAUAAAGAAGACUAACAUUGUAAUUCACGCUCCCUGGCAUGCAUAUUUGUAGAUCAUCACCCCAUGUUGUGAAUGCUCAAAGAGUCUUUAUACGCUCCUUGGCAUACAUAUUUGUAGAUUGAAAAUCAAGAUCAGGUCUUUUCAUUGUUCCUCUACUAUAUAUAUUUCCUCCCAAGACCACCAAACAUAUUCCAAGUUAAACCAUAUGAGAAAUCAUCAUAUGCAAUGUUUUGUUCUA
Messenger RNA from Sesamum indicum (sesame), 3142 nucleotides. RefSeq names its product putative disease resistance protein At1g50180. Gene Ontology annotation, biological process: defense response to other organism. Lineage: Eukaryota; Viridiplantae; Streptophyta; Magnoliopsida; Lamiales; Pedaliaceae. Gene Ontology annotation, molecular function: ADP binding. The record is from RefSeq and is a predicted model, not a curated record.